AGAAGGCAGUGACAGAGGUGGAUGAUCUCUCUGUGUAGACUGAGGCAGAGUUGUCCACCAAUAUCAAGCUUUCUCAGGAGGCUGUGGCUGCGAAUGGUCUCCAGAAUAAGGCGAAGACGUUGGUUUGCCAAUUAAUUCGUCUUUCCGGCCGCACCUUACAUGAUUGUCUCAGGUAAGAACUUCCAAGUCUUCAAUUGUUUAAUUUUAGUUGCAUUUUACUCUUUAAUUUUCCAGUAAGACACGCUGAUCAGAUACAUAAUUGUUAGAGAGCUGAGAUGGUUUAGAAUGAUGAUAUUCCUUCCUUACAGAGACAAGAUAGAGAGGAAGAUCGUUGAACUUGCCGAAUCCUCAGAGGAGGCACGUCGAGUAUUGAGGCUGACCAUGAUGAAAGAGAUGGUCCGGAUGUACAACAUCAAACUUUGGCAGCGCAAGUUGAUAGAUGUCCACAAGGUCAUCGAGCGGUUUCCUUCCAUAUUUUUUAUUCUUGAAGCGAAUCAUCCUUUAUGGAAGACUCUCGAUCCAGAGAACCCCCCACUGAUUGUUGUCCCCUCACCCGGACAACACGACCAGCCUCCGGAGGCUGUGGCUGCGAAUGGUCUCCAGAAUAAGGCGAAGACGUUGGUUUGCCAAUUAAUUCGUCUUUCCGGCCGCACCUUACAUGAUUGUCUCAGAGACAAGAUAGAGAGGAAGAUCGUUGAACUUGCCGAAUCCUCAGAGGAGGCACGUCGAGUAUUGAGGCUGACCAUGAUGAAAGAGAUGGUCCGGAUGUACAACAUCAAACUUUGGCAGCGCAAGUUGAUAGAUGUCCACAAGGUCAUCGAGCGGUUUCCUUCCAUAUUUUUUAUUCUUGAAGCGAAUCAUCCUUUAUGGAAGACUCUCGAUCCAGAGAACCCCCCACUGAUUGUUGUCCCCUCACCCGGACAACACGACCAGCCUCCGGAGGCUGUGAUGGGGAAUCAUCUCCAGAAUAGGGCAAAGGCUUUGGUUCAACAAUUAACUCGUUGUUCUGGUCCCACCCUGUCUAAAUGGUGCAGGUGAGAAUUUCCAAGUCUUCAGUUGUUUCAGUGCAGUAACAUUUUACUCUUUAAUCUUCUAGUGACUAAGACACACUUAUCAUAUACAUACAGUAUGUGUUAGAGA
Molecule: messenger RNA, 1140 nt
Organism: Triplophysa rosa
Lineage: Eukaryota; Metazoa; Chordata; Actinopteri; Cypriniformes; Nemacheilidae
Exons: 7
Coding region: 286-1038 (250 amino acids)
Source: RefSeq, a predicted model, not a curated record